Molecule: messenger RNA, 1924 nt
Organism: Capsicum annuum
Lineage: Eukaryota; Viridiplantae; Streptophyta; Magnoliopsida; Solanales; Solanaceae
Product: AP2/ERF and B3 domain-containing transcription factor RAV1
Exons: 1
Coding region: 496-1683 (395 amino acids)
Biological process (GO): regulation of DNA-templated transcription
Molecular function (GO): DNA binding; DNA-binding transcription factor activity
Source: RefSeq, a predicted model, not a curated record
UGCUAUUUUAUGGAAUAACAUAUGAUCACUUGUAAGUGAUCUGAUUGUAUAAAUAUUUUAUACGUCAUCAAUGUAUAUAUGAUUUAAAAUCCCAUAAAUUUAAAAUAAAUCCUUUUGGACAUAUACCACUAAAAGCCCUCCCCCACUUCACCACCAAUGAAUCUUCCUAGUUACUUACCAUCUUCUUCUCAUUGUGUUGACCCAUAAUACCCACAUCUCCAUAUCUUCAAAGUAGUAGUAGUAGUAGUAUUUUAUAUUAUUUGUUUAAUGUCAUUAGAAAAAUAAUCUUUAUUGCACACAAAAAAUGGGGUGGACUUUCCUAUAUAUAUAUUCAACUCUUUCCAUAUCAACAACAACCCAAUUCAUACUCUUCUAACUCUCUCUUUCUCCUCCUAACUUCUCUACUACUACACAACCAAUUCUUGUACUUUUCUCUUCACAAAAUCCCUUGUUAUUUUCAUUUCUCAUCAACCAAAACAACACAUACACACACCAAUGGAAGGAACUAGUAGCAUAGAUCAAGAGAGCACUACUAGUGACUCUCUCUCCAUUGCUCCGGCGGCACCAUCGCAACAACCAUCGAUGAUGACGACGACCAAGCCGCCGGAGAGUCUUUGUAGGAUGGGGAGUGGAACAAGUAGUAUGAUAAUUGAUGGUGAAAAUGGUGUGGAAGCUGAAUCAAGAAAACUCCCAUCUUCAAAAUACAAAGGUGUGGUCCCUCAACCAAAUGGACGUUGGGGUGCACAAAUCUAUGAAAAGCAUCAAAGGGUUUGGUUAGGCACAUUCAACGAGGAGAAUGAAGCCGCCAGGGCAUAUGACGUCGCGGCCCAGAGGUUCAGGGGCCGCGACGCUGUUACUAAUUUCAAACCCUUACUUGAGAAUCAAGAAAGUGAUGAUGAUGUGGAAAUCGCUUUCUUGAACUCGCAUUCCAAGGCGGAGAUUGUUGACAUGUUACGUAAACAUACGUAUAUCGAUGAGUUAGAACAAAGUAAGAAAUUAUUUGGAUAUACUAAAGAUGGUACCAUGGCAAAAAAUAAAGAUGGACUUAUUGAUAUAAGUUCAUUUUUUGGUGGUGGUGGUACUAUUGAUAAAGUCAACAACAAAGUUCGUGAACAGUUAUUUGAAAAAGCUGUUACCCCAAGUGAUGUUGGUAAAUUAAAUAGGCUUGUGAUACCAAAACAACAUGCUGAAAAACAUUUUCCAUUACAAAAUGGAAAUAACUCGAAAGGGGUUUUGUUGAAUUUCGAAGAUUUAAAUGGUAAAGUUUGGAGAUUUAGAUAUUCGUAUUGGAAUAGUAGUCAAAGUUAUGUUUUAACCAAAGGAUGGAGUCGUUUCGUAAAAGAAAAAAACUUGAAGGCCGGUGAUAUUGUGAGUUUUCAGCGAUCUACAAGUGGAGAUAAGCAAUUGUACAUCGAUUUUAAGGCUAGGAAUAUGGCCCCCACAAAUCCGGUCGUUACUAAUCAAGUUCAAGCUCAGGUUCAAGUUCCGCGAGUACAAAUGAUGAGAUUAUUCGGAGUUAAUAUAUGCAAGAUACCCGCUACGAUAAAUAAUGUUGUUGAUAAUAAUAACAACAACAACAAUAAUAUGGCUAAUUGUAGUGGGGGCAAAAGGAUGAUGGAGAUGGAAUUGUUGACAUUUGAGUCAUGUAGGAAGAAACAAAGGGUGAUUAUUGAUGCCUUGUAACAUGUAGUAGUAGUAACUUUUCCCUUUUUUGUUUUUGUAAUAUUUUUUUUUAAUGUUUUGUACCUUUUCAUGUUUUUUUUUCUUACUUUAGAAGUUGCAAGUUGCAAGUUGCAAAAAGACUUUCAUCAAUUGUAUAUUAGUAUUAGAGAAGAAGAAAUAGCUCAAAAGUGAGCUAUCUUAGGUGAAAUGAAAACAAAGAUGAAAUGAAAAAACAAGAAAUGUGAAUCUCUUCUUUUCAAAA